This is a messenger RNA of Gracilinanus agilis (Agile Gracile Mouse Opossum), 1982 nucleotides long. RefSeq names its product chromobox 3 (gene CBX3). Gene Ontology annotation, cellular component: pericentric heterochromatin; nucleus. The coding region runs from base 670 to 1191 and encodes 173 amino acids. The record is from RefSeq and is a predicted model, not a curated record. Gene Ontology annotation, biological process: negative regulation of transcription by RNA polymerase II; chromatin organization. Lineage: Eukaryota; Metazoa; Chordata; Mammalia; Didelphimorphia; Didelphidae. The transcript is spliced from 4 exons. Gene Ontology annotation, molecular function: chromatin binding.
UGUGCUUCUUCUUGUCUGUUCCUCCUGGUUUCUGCAUCUGUCCUGUUCAAUCUUCUCUUUGCCUCUCUCUGACUUCAUGGACGUUGGCACUUCGGUCUUUGGUCUGGGUCCAGCCCUUUGCCCUCCCUACCUCUAUUCCUGAUAUUCCCUUUCCCUCGUCCAGUGGACAGAGGCGUCACACUGUGCCACGGAUGCUUUUAGGCCCUGGCUGUAGGGACAGAGUCCCGAGUGGGCUGAGUUUUCUCCCACCUCACGUGUGUAGUAAAUACAUGCAUGUCAGCAUUCAGAACCAUUACUCUUGGGCUCCUCCCCCUUUUGGGGCCCAGCAGGUUUGGAUCUUUUUUUUUUUUUUUUUUUUUGACGGAAAUCUCGUCUUCCAGGAAAGCUCACAAAUGCUUCACUCAGGCAUUUGGGGUCAAAAAAUGAUGAGGAAAAUGUGUUUGUUGAGAAAGCUGAGUGCCCAGAGUCUGGCCCAGAGAAUCAGCCUUUAUUUUUUCCUGAUUUGGGGUGUUCUUGUCUGUCCCCCCUGUUGGGGCUGGGAGGGGGUCGGGGGCGCCCUCCCGCCCUUUCCUCAGGGAAAGCCACAGGGCAGCUGACUGAGAAGCCCAGAAUCCCAAAUGCUUGACUCACCUCUUUUGUCCCCUUUCCUUCUUUCUCUCUUAGCAAAAGAUGGGGAAGAAACAGAAUGGCAAGAGCAAGAAAGUGGAGGAAGCGGAGCCUGAGGAGUUCGUGGUGGAGAAGGUGCUGGACCGGCGCGUGGUCAAUGGCAAAGUGGAAUAUUUCUUAAAGUGGAAAGGCUUCACAGACGCUGACAACACAUGGGAGCCUGAGGAGAACCUGGACUGUCCGGAGCUGAUCGAAGCGUUCCUGAAUUCCCAGAAGGCUGGCAAAGAGAAGGACGGCACCAAGAGGAAGUCUCUGUCGGACAGUGAGUCCGACGACAGCAAGUCCAAGAAGAAGCGCGAGUCGGCGGACAAGCCCAGGGGCUUCGCCAGGGGCCUGGACCCGGAGCGCAUCAUCGGGGCUACAGACAGCAGUGGAGAGCUCAUGUUCCUCAUGAAAUGGAAGGACUCGGAUGAGGCCGACUUGGUGCUGGCCAAAGAGGCCAACAUGAAGUGCCCCCAGAUCGUCAUCGCCUUCUACGAGGAGCGGCUGACCUGGCACUCGUGUCCCGAGGACGAGGCCCAGUAGUGGCGGCGCCCCCGCCUGCCCACCUCUCCCCGCCUCUCUCUCUCCCGCCAUCUGGCUCUCGGCCUCCCCGAGCCGGUGCCUCCCGAGGCCGCGGGCCAGGUGCUCCGUAGGUUUGUUUCUGUUCGGUUUGUUUCGUUUGGGCUGGUUCUUGUUCUGCAUCCCCCACGCUGGCGAGCGAGCAAGGGCGCCGCUCCUGCCGCUCCCGCCAUUGCCCCCAUGGACUGAGAGAGCCUUCUCUGCCUCCGCCGCAGCCCUUCCCCACCCAUCCGGCGGCCCUCGCUGGUUGUGACCAGAACAGGAAGGGGGGAGGGGCGCCGCCUCGUAGGGACGCCCCAGGAACAGCCUCUCCCUGCAGCUGGGGGGGACCCUCUGACCCGGGUGGGGAAGGGCUGCCGGAGCCGGCGAGGACGUUUCCCUCCCCCGCUCGAUGGAACCGUUUCGGCCUUGAUUUUCAAAGAGAAGAACUUGGACUUGGUGCUCCCGCGCGGGCCAUCCCCCCUCGUCCUCAGCGAAGGGUCCCCGCAAUCAUGUAGUGACGCCCCGAGCCCGGCCGGCCCUCGGGGGACGCGGCGCCCCGUGUGUGCUCCUGUCCGCUGCAUGCUGUCCUCCCGUAGCCCGCCGUCCCCAUGCCCAGGACCAGCCUUCUAAGUAUUUGGGUGGCUCGGCUCCCCGGGGCCGGCCAAAAAAGAAUAACUUUGUAGUCAUUGGAAUGUUAUACGAUUGUAUAUUGUUUACUUUAUUGUAAAUACUGGUGAGCAGUGGUCAAUAAAUAGUUUUAUAUUCUUCCUUUA